Panthera uncia (snow leopard) is the source of this 4988-nucleotide messenger RNA. RefSeq names its product oxysterol binding protein like 10 (gene OSBPL10). The coding region runs from base 450 to 2846 and encodes 798 amino acids. Lineage: Eukaryota; Metazoa; Chordata; Mammalia; Carnivora; Felidae. Gene Ontology annotation, molecular function: cholesterol binding. The transcript has 11 exons. The record is from RefSeq and is a predicted model, not a curated record. Gene Ontology annotation, cellular component: intracellular membrane-bounded organelle; cytosol; membrane.
CCGAGAGGGGGCGGCAGAAGGAACGCGAGGGUGACAGGGCGUACCCACCCUGCGGCUCGGCGCCCAGCAGCGCCCCCGGCCCCGAGCGGCCGCCAGGACCCGAAAGAAGAGGAAGAGGAACCACAGGAGGGCUCGCCGAACCGGCCACCCGCUCCGAACUUGCCGAGGAAACUAGUACGGAGGGAGGGGCCGGGGCCAGGGCCGCGGCAGGAGGAGGGGCGGCCGCAGCUGCAUCCAGCCCCGUUGGCUUCCUUCCCAGCUCUCCUUCGCCUCCUCCUCUUCCUCCUGUAUGAGUCAGGCAUUUCCCGGGGAUUUGGAGCAGCCACGCGCGGCCCGGGCGCCCGGAGCUAUAGCAGCAGCAGCUGCCGCCGCCGCCGCCGCCGCGCCGGCAGCCCCAGCGCCGCGGCCGCCACCGCGGCGGGCACUCGCGUUCCGGGCGCGCACGGACCAUGGAGAGGGCGGCCCAAGGCGCAGACGGCGGCGGGGGCAGCAACAGCAGCAGCAGCCGCAGCAGCAGCCGCGCCACCUCGGCUGGCUCCUCGCCGUCCUGCUCCCUGGCCGGCCGGGGUGUCGCCAGCCGGUCGGCGGUAGCCGGGCUCGGCGGCGGGGGCAGCCGCAGCAGCCCGGGCUCGGUGGCCGCUAGUCCGUCGGGAGGAGGCGGCCGCAGGAGGGAGCCGGCGCUCGAAGGCGUGCUCAGCAAAUACACCAACCUCCUCCAGGGCUGGCAGAACAGGUACUUCGUGCUGGAUUUUGAGGCCGGCAUCCUGCAGUAUUUUGUGAAUGAGCAGAGCAAACACCAGAAGCCUCGGGGAGCCCUGUCUCUGUCUGGGGCCAUAGUGUCCCUGAGCGACGAAGCCCCCCACAUGCUGGUGGUGUAUUCCGCUAACGGAGAGAUGUAUAAACUGAGAGCUGCUGAUGCAAAGGAGAAACAGUUUUGGGUGACUCAGCUUCGAGCCUGUUCCAAAUACCACAUGGAAACAAGUUCUAAGACGACUCCAAGUUCCCGAAGCCGCAGUCUCACUUUGCUCCCCCACGGAACGCCCAAUCCUGCGUCUCCCUGUAGCCAGAGACACCUCGGCGCGGGGGCCCCCGGUGUUGUCACAGUCACGCAUCACAAGUCGCCUGCAGCCGCCCGAAGAGCCAAGAGUCAGUAUCCUGGCCAGCUUCACGAAGUCAGAGAGAUGAUGAACCAGGUGGAAGGACAGCAGAAGAACCUCGUGCACGCCAUCGAGUCUCUGCCCGGCUCUGGCCCCCUCACCGCCUUGGACCAGGAUCUGCUGCUCCUGAAAGCUACCUCCGCCGCUACCCUCAGCUGCCUGGGGGAGUGCCUCCACUUGCUACAGCAGAGUGUGCACCGGGCGGGCCAGCCCGGCCACAAGCCGGGGGCCUCAGAGAACAUCCUGGGAUGGCACGGGCCCGAGUCACAUUCCACGGAGCAGCUGAGAAACGGGACGCUUGGCUCUUUGCCCGCAGCCAGCGCCAACGUAACCUGGGCGAUUUUACCAAACUCCGCCGAAGACGAGCAAAGCCCGCAGCCAGAGCCAGAGCCAAACUCGGGCCCUGAACUGGUUUUGUCCGAAGAUGAGGACAGUGACACUGAAGACAAAGAAGAGACAGAAUUGGGUGCCAUGGAGGAUCAGCGUAGUAUAAUUCUUCAUCUCAUUUCACAGCUCAAACUGGGAAUGGAUCUGACCAAGGUGGUGCUUCCCACAUUCAUCCUGGAGAAGCGAUCCUUGCUGGAGAUGUAUGCCGACUUCAUGGCGCACCCAGACCUGCUGCUGGCCAUCACUGCCGGAGCCACGCCAGAGGAGAGAGUCAUUUGCUUUGUGGAGUAUUACCUCACAGCCUUCCAUGAGGGCCGCAAGGGGGCCUUGGCCAAGAAGCCCUAUAACCCCAUCAUCGGCGAGACGUUUCACUGCUCCUGGGAAGUCCCCAAGGACAGGGUCAAGCCAAAGAGGACUGCCCCCCACUCUCCCGCUAGCCACGAACACCCGAUGGCCGAGGACCCUUCCAAAAGCUACAAACUCAGGUUCGUGGCUGAGCAGGUGUCCCAUCACCCGCCCAUCUCCUGCUUCUACUGUGAGUGCAAGGAGAAGAGACUGUGCGUCAACACUCACAUAUGGACCAAAAGCAAGUUCAUGGGCAUGUCCGUGGGGGUCUCCAUGAUAGGGGAAGGUGUGCUGAGGCUCCUGGAACACGGGGAGGAGUACGUGUUCACCCUGCCCAGUGCCUAUGCUCGGUCUAUUCUCACCAUCCCAUGGGUGGAGCUUGGAGGCAAAGUCAGCAUCAGCUGUGCCAAGACUGGGUACUCAGCGACAGUGAUAUUCCACACAAAGCCUUUUUACGGAGGGAAAGUCCACAGGGUCACAGCAGAAGUGAAGCACAACCCAACCAACACCAUUGUUUGUAAAGCCCAUGGAGAAUGGAAUGGUACCCUAGAGUUCACUUACAACAACGGAGAAACCAGAGUCAUUGAUACGACCACACUGCCAGUGUACCCCAAGAAGAUCAGACCUCUGGAGAAGCAGGGGCCCAUGGAGUCCAGGAACCUCUGGCAGGAGGUGACCAGAUACCUGCGGCUGGGGGACAUUGAUGCUGCCACUGAGCAGAAGCGGCUCCUGGAGGAGAAGCAGCGGGUAGAGGAGCGGAAGCGGGAGAACCUGCACACACCAUGGCGGCCCAAGUAUUUUAUCCAGGAGGUAACUCGGCCACCUGUCUUUGGGGACUUGUCCCAGGUGAGGGGCGGAUGGGUCGGUCUUGCUGAUGCAGCAGUUUGUAUGAAUGAGGAUGGUCCUGGGAAGGUUUGGGGCAGCUUGGCUCUGGCUUUGGGCCAGGCUGUCCUGUGACACUUCCCUCUGACAUCUUCCAUCAGAAUAGCCUGUCAGCCCGACAGGGGGGCAAGGAAUGAAUGGGAUUGCAGAUCUGGAUGCUGUCCUAUUAAAAAAAACAGAAACAAAAAACACAGCCCCUGCUACUUUAUCAUCAGUGACAAAUUAGCCGUGAAGCAUCUCACAGCCUGUCUGCACAGCUGGGGGACUGGAACCUUCAUGACUGAGAACAAGCGCCCUCUCGGAGCCCUGCCUCCCGUGGGCCAAGUGGGACGGGUGUGCUCAGAAAGGCUGGUGUGAACCGCCACUGUCACCCGGAGAAGUGACACCGCAAGGCAGUCAUCUCCACCAGUCUGCCCACCCAGUGGGCAAGAGGGCAAGGCACCAUGUGCCCGGUUGAGGCUCUUAUGCUUUUAAAGUUGUUUGUGGAGCAGUUGAGGAGCAUUCUGAGAACAGAGUUGCAAACGAUGGAAAUGUAAGGAGCCACAGCUUUUAACGCAGGCCCUCCGGAGCCUGGCAGCAUCGUUGAGGGACACCCCCGUGAGGACUGGCGCAGACACAAGAGUCUGUGAAGGGCCCGGAUACCAUUUAACCUCCAGGUGGUCAUCGAUGGUCUAAUUCUUCACAGGAAGCCACAAAUGUGAAUUUUUAUGACAAAUCUGAUAUUCACAUGAUAUCAAGGCAUCUUCAGUUUAAACACAGAGCCAGUAGAGAUAUGUCUAAGCUUUCUUUGGCCCCAGGACUGCUACUGUCCGACUUGUGCUGCAAGGAAGGGUUAUCCUGUGUAGCAGGAGGGCUGAUGGGGGUGUUCAUGACUUUGAGGUGCCCUUACGCUCAGGAGCAGAAGCAGCUGCUGCUCUCCCCCAGGCAGCAACUGGGGCUGUGGGUGAACAGAGACUUCGAGGUUGGCUUCCGAUUCAGACAGGAAGCCUGCUUGAGCAGACUGCCUUUAUGAGACUCUGAGUGGGAACCACGUCUGGAAGCCUUGCCUCGGUGAGGUGACUCUGUUCUCCAGAGAAACAACAGAGCUGAAUGAAGACCCUGGGAAAGCCAGUGGGUAUAGUUCAGUCCCAGCCCAAAGGCCUGGGAACCCAGGAGGGGAGCCAGUGGUGUAAAUGCGGGUGCAAAGGCAGAAGAGAUGAGCAAUCCCAACUAAAGAAGGGAGGCAGAACAGAAAGAGGAGGGUCAGUCCCUCCUGCCUCUACCUUGUUUGUUUUCAGGCCCUCAAAGGCUUGCAUAAUGCUUAUCCACUGUAGGGAGGGAAAUCAACUUUACUGAGUGCUUAUCUCGUCUGGAAACCUUCAUGGACACACUCAGAAUGUUUCAUCUGGGCACCACGGUGAAUCAGGUUAACACAUAAAAUUAACCAUUACAAAAUCCUUCAAGGACCCUUCUGUGUGGUGGAUCUAGUUUGCCUGGCUUCUGUGAAAAGUUGGCCAUAAAACAAAAACAAAAACACACACAAAAAAACCCUAAAAGGCAACAACAACAAAAGCACAGUUCUUCUUCCUGGGUUUAAGGAAAACCAGUAUGUUGGUAACAGAAAACUUGAGGAUAUGUAAAGAAUAAAAAUCAUCCCAAUACCAGAAUUGUUACUAUUUGGCACAUUCCCUUCUAGUCAAGCCCCAGAUUGUGUACAACAUUUUGACUCUCGCCUUUUUCUGAUGGUUGGCGUCAUUACUCACGUGUGCGGAUUCCUGGCCACCUCCUGCUGCAGGGAGCCGUGGUUGGGCACUUCCCUCCAGGCCGGUGGGCUGUACAUCACUGAUCAGGAAAAAUUCCUCAGAGGCAGGCCUUGCCUUUCCUCUCGUGUCCGUUCAUUGGACCACCCUCUUUUUCUUUCUUGUCCCACUGUUUCAAAGGUGUUUUUUUUGGCCAACUAAUCUUAUAUGAUGUAACCCGACAAAGCCCCCCUUCUUUGGUUAAUUUUAGUUAUUUUUUGGGUUUUCCUCCUGACAUGCCAAAAUGUGAAACUCUUGUCUCACAAAGCAGCCGGGCUGAGGAGGGGUGGCGAGACCACCGGCAUGGUGUGGUGGUGAGCUCCCAGAACAAGACGCACACACGUUUUAGUGGCAGUCCCGAACAGAUGCUAAUGAGCACUGCUCUGUGUGGGACUUGGCUUGUAACAUAGCAGAGGCUGCAAGCUACCUCUGAUUCUCC